Molecule: messenger RNA, 1053 nt
Organism: Ananas comosus (pineapple)
Lineage: Eukaryota; Viridiplantae; Streptophyta; Magnoliopsida; Poales; Bromeliaceae
Product: glycine-rich cell wall structural protein-like
Exons: 1
Coding region: 175-702 (175 amino acids)
Source: RefSeq, a predicted model, not a curated record
UUUACUCUCUCUAACUGUCCCCUGACACCCUCUCCUCUCUCUCUCCCUCUCUCUCUCCUAUAUAUAAACCACAACACACACACCUUCCUUUCUCAGAAGCACACAUCGUCCCCUCCACAUCUUAGAGAGGGAAAGAGAGGUGAGAAUUAGAGAGAGAGAGAGAGAGAGAGAAACAUGGCGAGGUGGUGCAUUGUUUUUGUAAUGGUGGCCGUGGUUGUAGCCCAUGUUGGGGCCCGGAAUGUGCCUAGCCACGUCCACGUCAGCACGAGUGGCGGGGCCCAGAAGGACGGCGCCGACACGGCGGCGGGGCUCGGCGACGAGAAGAACAUCGUGUUCGGCGGCGUCGGCGGGGGAGUCGGCGUCGGCGGCGGCACCAUCGGGGGGCUGCCGCUCCUCGGGGGCGCCGCCGGCAUCGGCGCCUUCGGAGGGGUCGCCGGGCUGCCACUCCUCGGCGGCGUCGGCGGGGUCGGUGGCGCCGGCGGAAUCGGCGGCCUCGGCGGCCUCGGCGGCGGCGUCGGUGGCCUCGGCGGCGUCGGUGGGGGAGUAGGAGGCCUCGGCGGGGGCGUCGGGGGUGUUGGCGGCGCCGCCGGCGGAGUUGGCGGCGUCGGGGGUGUCGGCGGAGUUGGCGGUGUCGGAGGAGUCGGCGGAGUCGGCGGCGCCGGAGGAGGCGUCGGCGGCGGCGCCGGAGGGAUUAUCCCUUGAGUUACGUGCGUACAUACGUAGUACGUAACGUGUGCACGUACGUACAUGCAUGCAUGGCUCAUGCACGCAUGCGAGUUUUACGUGUAGAGUUACACUAGGGUACGUAGCGUAAUUAGUUUAGUUUUUGUUUUAUUCUAUGCAUGGGUUGUGCGAAAUAAUUAAUUGUGAGAAGUUGGGUGCGUUGUAUGGUGGUUGUUUCGUUAUUAGAUGCUAGCUAGGUUUGGAGAGGGUGGGUUAGUUUUUAAUUCUGGUGUGGUUAAUUACUGGUUAAUUAAGUUUGUGUUUAAGUGAAGUAUACGCUGUUCACUCUGUUAUUGCUUUUCUUUCACUAAUGAAUUAUAUGUUGUUCAC